GAAGACAACAAUUUUAAAUCCAAAACAAACAAUCAAAAAUAACCUACAAUGAAUUUUAAAGUAUUUUUGUCCAUGUUACUUAUUUUAGUUGCAUUAGCAACAGUUCAAAUUUCUGCAUCUACUCCAGCUACUAUGGCUACUCCAGCCACGGCGGCAACACCAGCUCUUGCGGCUGCUGAGGGUGCUAGGGGUCGUCUAGCUGCUGCAGCUACUCCGGCUACUGCAGCUACUCCGGCUACUGCGGCUACUCCAGCUUCUGCAAAACAGAUGGGGGUAAAGGCGAGUUAGACUACAAACCGUUGUAUAACAAGGAACUAAAGGUAACUAAAGAAGUGGAGGAUAUCAAAGAAAUGGAUUAGGAGAUUGGCAACCAAGGUGGUUACAUCGAUUGAUAUCGAAAUUAUAUAAU
Chrysoperla carnea is the source of this 409-nucleotide messenger RNA. Its product is annotated as ice-structuring glycoprotein-like. The record is from RefSeq and is a predicted model, not a curated record. The transcript has 3 exons. Lineage: Eukaryota; Metazoa; Arthropoda; Insecta; Neuroptera; Chrysopidae. Bases 49 to 288 code for a protein of 79 amino acids.